UCUGCCCCUCCCCCACUCCCGCUGUGUCUGUCUCUCUCUCAAAAUUAAAUAAACAUUUUUAAAAAAGAAAAAAAGUUGGCAGCGGUUGAGGGUUUAAAUUUAAAGGUUCAGGGAGAGGACGUUUCUUUCCCCAUCGGUGGUUUUUCUGUUUUCAGUGUGACCAGGCUCGACACCUGGAUGCAUGCCUCUGCUCGGCCCCUGGACUGUGGCCGUGAUGAGGUGAGCCCUCCGCCUUGGCGCCUCUGGCCCGCGGAGCGUGGACGCAGCUCUGCCCUCGGCCCCUCGGAGUGGUAGGAAGAACACUGGCCGCCUCUGCACUCUCGUUUCUUAGAACGUAGGACUUGGUUAGAGAACCGCUGUACGAGCCCCACUUCCAAAUCCAGUGUGGCCUCGUCGCAUUUAGGGUUGCCUGACCCGCGGAUGGGGCCCUCCACGGUGUGACUCGGCCGGGGUGGAAGGGGCUCCCGGGACACUCGUGCGAGUUCCUCGCCUGGCCGCCCUCGGGCCUGUGUGGGACACACGCCGUCUCAGUGGCUGAGACCCGAGGGUGGCACCCGGGAGGGGCGGACAGAGGCUCAGAAGCCUCGGUGUGUGAUUUGCGGAGGUGACUCCUACCCCGCACCCCGGGCUGUCCUGCCAGGAGGUGGAGGAAGGGAGACCGGGGGAGUGCAGGCGCAGGGGGAGCGGAGGGCAGGGCCGGGCUGAGGAAGGGAGGGAGGUGGCCCACCGCCCGCACGGCUGGGCGUCUGCUGGGACGGCUGCCUGCCCGGCUGCUUGCGCUCGGCCUCCAUCGCCUGGGAGGAGUGGUGAGCACCGAGGGCAGGAGGCGGAGGGAGUUAGCGCCGUGCGAGACCUUUCCAGAGGCCGGCCCGGACCACCGUGCGCGUGCAGGCGUCCGGAAGCAGGGAGACAGGUCAUGGGUCCCCGCGUGAAGGGGGCUUGACGUGGGCCCAGCUCGUCUCUCAGGCCACGUCCCGCAUGGCCCCGCUUCGGCAGGUGUACCUGACGGCACCCGAGUGGGAGGCGGUGGGCGGGCAGCCCCUGGUAGCAGGGGUGGGGGUGCCCGUGUCCUCCAGAGCUCCGCCUGCGGGCCCCGGUGGCGACCGGCUGGAAACGCUCCCGUCCCUUCUCGCCCCCGCUCCUGCUUUCUCGUGCAUUCCAGGCCAGGGCGGCACACGAAGGCGGGAAAAACUGCCCAAUGCCCGCAACUGUGGCGCGGGCUCGAGCCCUUCUGUCGAAGGGAGAGACCUGGAGAGCACGGGCCGAUCUACUCGGCCAGUGGCAGCACCCCUCGAACCCCGGCUUCCCGUGGCCGCCUCCGCGCCGGCUCUAUCCGGAGAACGCACGGACCGGCGGCCGGCCUGCUGCUCGCAGGGGCUCGCGGUUCUGUUCCCCAAACCCCCGCGCUCUGUGCCUCCGGGUUCCGUGGACCACGGCCGCGUGCCGACUCCUGGGGGCACGGGGCGUGUGGAACAUUCCUACCGGCCGACUCUCUUUCCUUCUCAGUGGAGCUCCGUCCACACUGGCUCCUCCCCGAAGGCGCUCAGCACGGGGCAUCGUCGGGCCGGCGGAGCUCGCGGUGUCCCGGCGGACCCCGGGCCUGGGCGGGAUGACGGGUCCCCCGGGGCAGCCUCCCGGGCACACGUUGCCCAGAGCAGGGCCAAGGUUGCAGCCAGACCCCGAAGCCACGUCCGGCCACCCCCCUCCUUCAGCCUGUGCUCCCUGCACCGUGUUCCCCGCCUGGGCCCCCGUUGGCACCUGUGGCCUGACCGCGCUCGCCCUGGCUCCGCUCCUGGGUCCUCCUGGGUCCGUCGGCAUCAGGGACAUCCCUCCCUGCUCCCUCGCCCGGGUUCUCCUCCGAGGCGUCCGCACCGCUGCGUUUCUGGUCACCGCACCGGAAGCCCCGAAUUCCGAAUUCCCCCUCGGCGUCCCCUUCCUGCCGCCAGUGGCCAGUGACCGCCCGAGCCCUUUCCAGCCACUCAUCUUGACCCGGCGCCCCCUUCCGCUCCCGUCACACUCCCCGUGCCCCAAGCGCGGCAGGGCUCCUGCUCAGGACGGGCCAUUUGCCUUCUAGAGAAACACGAUGCACUCACGUGCCACGUGCCACUCCUGCGUCAGGGACGUUCCCGCGUGCUUUGCUCUGCCGCAGGGCCGCCCCCUUCCUCCUGGCACCGGCCCGCACCACGUUCACCUCUCUGGACCGCGACGAAAUGACUGGGAGUUGUUAUUCUGUGCUUUGAAACAGGUAAACGGCGCUUCCGUUCCCUCCCCGGGCAGCCGCAGUUACCCGUUCCCGGCACGUCCUUCCCGGGAGAUUUCCUCUCCACGCACGCGUGCAAAGAGCCUUCUUCUGUGCAAGUAACACGCCCCGCACCCUGUCGCGCACCUUGCUGUUCUGACUCGACACCACUACCUUGGUCUUUCUCCACCAGCACGGACGCGUCCAGUUGGUUUGCACCUCCGUUGGCUUCACGGUCCCCCGCUUAUGACCGCUGAUUUGUUUCCACUGCCCUCAGUCACUGGUCACCGACCGGCAUAACCCCGUGAUGUAGCCAUUGUAGCCGUGGCAUGGAUAUCUAGGAUGGGAAUUUCUGGGUCAAAAGACCUGUUUAUUCUCACACUUGACCCUGACUGUCUUGUGGAGACAUAGCACCGUCCUGCACUUCUGUCCCCCUUCCUGACACUGUGGCAACCAAGCGCUCGAUCUGAGGUGUUUGCUGAGCUCUUCAGGGCGCUCAGGUUGUCAGAGAGUCCGGCCCGGGGCUGGGCAGGCGCUCGCGUUGGGCCCGAGGAGAAGCUUGGCUGCAGGGUCCGCUGAUUCCCCCGCACAGACUCGGUUUUGUUAUCUCGUGUGUGGUGGCUCAUGGCACUUAAUCGAUUGAAAAUAAAUUUAGCAGCAAUUAAGUCGCA
Leopardus geoffroyi (Geoffroy's cat) is the source of this 2910-nucleotide messenger RNA. RefSeq names its product translation initiation factor IF-2-like. NCBI's taxonomy places the organism in Eukaryota, Metazoa, Chordata, Mammalia, Carnivora, Felidae. Bases 979 to 1956 code for a protein of 325 amino acids. The transcript has 2 exons. The record is from RefSeq and is a predicted model, not a curated record.